GUUUGUUUACUUUUUUUUAGAGCGGAUUUUUCAAAACAAUAACAAACUUGGUGAAAAUGCGUCGCAGUUUGGCUCCUAGCCAAAAUAACUCCAAUAAACUAAAACCUAGUCUAAAUUUUACUACACCCUUUCAAAAUAAACGUAAACGUACUUGUGUCCAGGAAAAUGUUCAAAUACAAAGAUUUCCGCCAUUAUCACAAACUACACCACUAAUCUCCCUGCCACAGAGUGAUUAUGAACUGGCUAUAACCAGGAUUUUAGCAAAACCUUUUAAAGUACCCAUUGCCAAUUAUGUGCCAGACUACAAUAGUGGCAAUCGAUGUUUGGGUUUACGCAGAUCUACCAUUAGAAAGGCUCUACACGAUCCCUAUGCCUGUAAUGCUUUAGUAUUGUAUAGCCCACCUAACUAUAGUGAACAUGAACGUUUGUCAAUGGAUCCUAAUAAAAUAUUGGUACACGUUGUGGUGGAUCCUAUUUUAAGUAAUAUUUUGCGUCCCCAUCAAAGAGAGGGAGUACGUUUUAUGUACGAAUGUGUGGAAGGUAAAAAGGGUGAUUUCAAUGGUUGCAUUAUGGCGGAUGAAAUGGGUUUGGGCAAAACUCUACAAUGUGUCACUUUAGCCUGGACUUUGCUAAGGCAAGGUCCCGAUUGUAAACCCACUAUUUCAAAAGUUAUUAUAGUGUGUCCCUCAUCUUUGGUGAAAAAUUGGGAAAAGGAAUUUCACAAAUGGCUGCAGGGCCGUAUGCAUUGUUUAGCCAUGGAAGGUGGCUCUAAAGAGGAUACCAUUAAAAGCUUAGAACAGUUUGCCUAUAAUACAAGUCAACGUUGUGGUACUCCGGUGCUGAUAAUAUCCUAUGAAACGUUUCGUAUUUAUGCAGAGAUUUUGUGUCGCAAUGAAAUCGGCAUGGUUAUAUGUGAUGAAGGUCACCGCCUUAAAAACAGUGAUAAUCUUACCUAUCAGGCUUUAAUGGGUUUGAAAACUAAGCGUCGUGUUUUACUAUCGGGCACACCCAUACAAAAUGAUCUUACCGAGUAUUUCAGUUUAGUGAACUUUGUUAAUCCUAAUAUGUUGGGCACAGCCUCGGAGUUUAAACGCUGUUAUGAAAAUGCCAUUUUACGGGGACAAAAUGCCGAUUCUAGUGAUAAGGAACGGCAAAGAGCUGUGGAAAAGACUCAGGAGCUAAUAGCCAUAGUAAAUCAAUGUAUUAUUAGAAGAACAAAUCAAAUAUUGACCAAAUAUUUGCCCGUUAAAUUUGAAAUGGUGAUUUGUGCCAAAAUGACCGCCAUACAAUUGCAGUUAUAUAGGAAUUUCUUAAAAUCUGAUAAGAUAAGGAAGAGUUUGCAAGAUUGCCAGGAAAAAUCGUCCACCUUAACAGCUUUGGCUGAUAUAACAACUUUAAAGAAACUAUGCAGUCAUCCGGAUUUAAUCUAUGACAAAAUUAUAGCCAGAGAAAAUGGUUUUGAAAAUUCACAAAACGUUCUGCCGGCCAAUUAUAAAACCAAAGAAUUCAAUCCAGAAUUUAGUGGCAAAUUUAUGUUAUUGGAUUUUAUGUUGGCCACCAUUAGGGCCAAUACCGAUGAUAAAGUAGUUUUAAUAUCAAAUUAUACCCAAACUUUAGAUUUAUUUGAGCAGUUGGCCAGGAAAAGAAAAUAUCCCUUUGUCCGUUUGGAUGGUUCGAUGACCAUUAAAAAGCGCAGCAAAGUUGUAGAUCAAUUUAAUGAUCCCGAUGUUGAUUGUUUUCUUUUUAUGCUGAGUUCUAAGGCUGGUGGCUGUGGUUUGAAUUUGAUUGGUGCCAAUCGUCUGUUUAUGUUUGAUCCCGAUUGGAAUCCGGCCAAUGAUGAACAGGCGAUGGCUCGUAUUUGGAGAGAUGGCCAGAAGAAAGCCUGUUUUAUAUAUCGUUUGGUGGCGACCGGUUCCAUUGAAGAGAAAAUCCUACAACGUCAAACGCAAAAAUCUUUAUCCAGUACGAUCAUCGAUAACAACGAAAGUGAGGAAAAACAUUUCACUCGUGACGAUUUAAAAGAUCUGUUCAGUUAUGAGGCCGACAUUUUAUCAGAUACCCAUAAUAAAUUAAAAUGCAAACGCUGUGUUAAUAACAUACAAACCCAACCACCGCCCGAUGACACCGAUUGUACUUCGCAUUUAUCACAGUGGUAUCAUUGUUCCAAUAAUAAAGGUCUACCGGAUAGUACUUUAUCACAAGCUUGGCAAACUAGUAAAUGUAUAUCGUUUGUAUUUCAUCAUCGUUCUCAGGCAGAGGUGAAAAGAAAAUUAGACUCACAAGAAAGUGAAAAGGGUGAAGAAGUUCCAGGAGUUAAAGUACAGAAUAAAGCUAAAGAUUUAUCAUCAGAUGAAUCCGAAGAAUCAGAGGAAGAAGAUUAUAUAGAUGAUAGUAAGGAUAGUGAUUUUGAAUAGUUCUUAUUUUUAGCUUUAGAUUUGUACUGAAAUAAAUUAUUAAUUUGUUAUAAAAAUGAAAUAAAAUUUAUUUGAUGUUC
Lucilia sericata (common green bottle fly) is the source of this 2494-nucleotide messenger RNA. RefSeq names its product DNA repair and recombination protein RAD54-like (gene okr). NCBI's taxonomy places the organism in Eukaryota, Metazoa, Arthropoda, Insecta, Diptera, Calliphoridae. The record is from RefSeq and is a predicted model, not a curated record. Gene Ontology annotation, biological process: double-strand break repair via synthesis-dependent strand annealing; reciprocal meiotic recombination. Gene Ontology annotation, cellular component: nucleus. Gene Ontology annotation, molecular function: ATP-dependent chromatin remodeler activity; ATP binding; DNA translocase activity.